Messenger RNA from Austrofundulus limnaeus, 2577 nucleotides. RefSeq names its product 5'-nucleotidase domain containing 3 (gene nt5dc3). The transcript is spliced from 14 exons. Bases 125 to 1810 code for a protein of 561 amino acids. The record is from RefSeq and is a predicted model, not a curated record. NCBI's taxonomy places the organism in Eukaryota, Metazoa, Chordata, Actinopteri, Cyprinodontiformes, Rivulidae. Gene Ontology annotation, molecular function: 5'-nucleotidase activity.
GGAAGUGACAUCAGAACAACCACAAACGGGAGGAAGUUCAGUGUGGCGCCUGUCCCGCGUGCGGUCAUCAAAAAGAGGGUCUGCGUCGACCUCCACGCGGUUUGUCUCUUUAAAAAACUACACAAUGGCGACCUCUUCGCGGUCUCUUUCAUUCCUCCUGAGACAGUCGGACUGUCUGCGGCGGCCGGCCGGUCUCUGCUCUCCGAGGCGCACAUUCAUGUCCCGCUUGUGGAGACGGGAUUUCAAGGCAGCGUCCUUCUCCCGGGGAGCCGGUCGGCUGCUGUCGAACCGGUCCGGAAGCAAAAACUGCGCAGCAUCUGUAUUUAGCAGCUCCUCGGACGGGCAGGACAUCACACAGAGCCUGUGGUCGGUUUACAGUGAGACCAAGAGGCAAACCGAGGAUAUGUCCACCAGCGCUGUCGACCCAGACACCAUUUUUGCCAACAACGAGAUUAGCCUGCGAGACAUAGAGAUAUACGGCUUCGACUAUGACUACACCCUGGCCUUUUACUCCAGCCAGCUCCACACGCUCAUCUUCAACAUAGCACGAGACAUCCUCAUCUCCAAGCACAGGUAUCCAGAGGGUCUUCGGGAAUACGAGUAUAUUCCAGAUUUUGCUGUAAGGGGACUUCAUUAUGACGUCCAGAAGGCACUGCUGAUGAAGAUAGAUGCUUUUCACUAUAUCCAGCUGGGAACUGUGUACAGAGGUCUUCAUCCGGUUCCUGAUGAGGAAGUAAUUGCCAUGUAUGAAGGCAGCCAUGUGCCUCUGGAGAUAAUGAGUGACUUCUAUGGCAAGAGCAUACAUGGCCACACAAUGAAGCAGUUCAUGGACAUCUUCUCCCUCCCGGAGAUGACCCUCCUUUCUUGUGUCAACGACUUCUUCAUGAGAAACAACAUCGACUACGAGCCAGUCCACCUCUACAAAGACGUAAAGGAAGCUAUCCGAGAUGUUCACGUCAAAGGCAUCAUGUAUCGAGCAGUGGAGGCCGAUAUGGAGAAAUACAUUUGCUAUGGUGAGGAAAGCCAAGCUGUGCUAAAGAAGCUGUCAGCUCAUGGAAAGAAGAUGUUCCUAAUCACCAACAGCCCCUUUGACUUUGUGGACCGCGGAAUGAGCUACAUCGUGGGAAAGGACUGGAGGGACCUGUUCGACGUUGUUAUUGUCCAAGCAGACAAACCUAGUUUCUUCAAUGACAGGCGGAAACCUUUCAGGCGAGUGACAGACAAAGGGGCUUUACUGUGGGACAGAAUUUACCGUCUGGAAAAAGAGCAAAUCUACAAGCAGGGAAACCUCUAUGAGUUCCUCAAACUCACCGGCUGGAGGGGAUCCAAAGUACUUUACUUUGGAGAUCACAUUUAUAGCGACUUGGCAGACCUAACUCUAAAACAUGGCUGGAGGACGGGCGCCAUCAUCCCUGAGCUGAGGAAAGAGAUCAAGAUCAUGAACACUCCGCAGUACGUGCACAUGAUGACCUGGUUACUGGCACUAACUGGACUCAUUGAACAGAUGCAGGUGCACAGGGAUCCCGCAGCUCAAGCUGUCGUUGAGGAGUGGAACAGAGAAAGGGAAUCCAUGAAGCCGCUGUCAAAGGACAUCUUCAACCCUCAGUUCGGGAGCCUCUUUCGCACGUGCCACAACCCCACCUACUUCUCUCGCCGACUCUCCCGCUUCGCCGACAUCUACAUGGCCUCCAUCAGCUGCCUGCUCAACUACGACCUGCAGCACACCUUUUUCCCUCGCCUCACUCCUCUGCAGCACGAGGCUGGGUUGGAGGUUUCUCUUCCUGCUCCACAAAAUAAGAACGGAGUCUGAAGAGUUGAGGAAGUACGGACGGAGCAAUAUGCAUUUUUAUUUUGAUUUUAAAAAAAAGAACUUCAAAUGAGUAAAUUAUUUAUGUGUCCUUUCAACGAACUAAGUCUCAAGAGAGGACCACUUGUCAUAGUGCUUUGUAAGUCAAAUAUGUGUGUGUGCGUGCAUGUGUGUGUGUGUGUUGUGAACUGUGCAGGAGGUAGAUUUAUUUAAGUUCAGCUGCAUUUUACACUUUUCAAACAGUAGGGGGCAGUCACACACCAGUUUUAGUAUCUAUUUAUUUAUUUUUACUAUUUCUGCUGGUGCAGAGGGAAUUUUACAUCUACACUUCAAAUCCAUUGCCUUAAUCUGUUCACAUCACUGCAGGGUAUAUAUUUUUCUAAUAGGCUGCUGUGAUUUGCAUCCUAAUUUUGCGCCUUACAUUGACACAUUGCACAAUGAGCUCUAAUUAUUGUUUUUGCCAUUUUCACACCAGUCAGCCUUUAUGUUUGCAGCUGCAAGUCUGUUAUAUUUAUUUGGAAAAACAGAGCCUCGUUACUUUAUUUUGUUGGAUUUUGCUGUUUGAUCUGCUAAAGAAGCUUCGUCCUGUAGAGGUUUACACAGUUUUGAAAAGAGCUGGUGGAAUGUUUUUUACACAUAGAGGUAAGGUUUAUGAACGAUACAUUCAAAAAAAGAGUCUCAAAAUACAGCAUCUAUUUGUUUCUGCUCUUGGAAAUUUGUCAGUGAGUAGUUUUUGUUGCAUUUUAUUAUUAAAAUAUAUCUUGAUCCUC